This is a messenger RNA of Daucus carota subsp. sativus, 2436 nucleotides long. Its product is annotated as plastid division protein PDV1-like. Lineage: Eukaryota; Viridiplantae; Streptophyta; Magnoliopsida; Apiales; Apiaceae. The transcript is spliced from 3 exons. The record is from RefSeq and is a predicted model, not a curated record. The coding region runs from base 295 to 522 and encodes 75 amino acids.
AUAUUCCCCCCUUUCAAAUUUUCAUUCUCAAAAUUUCUUUUAACCCUAAAAAUGAGAAACACAUACUUCUCUCUCCCUCAAUCUCUCUGGCAAUAACUCACGAGACUAAUCACAAAUCUCAAACCCUACAAUCGGCCCCCAGACAACUACACUUACCAUCUCAUCUCUAUAAUUCCACCUCCAUUACUCAACCACUCACUCUCGCACUCUCCGAACCCUAACUGCGAUUGUUGCAGAUGCCGCUCAUUCUUGGCGGUGAAUCAUUUUUUUGGGUAGAUUUGGGGCGCAAGAGAAAUGGGUUUGGGGGAUGAGGAGAAUGGAAAUGGGUUUGUUUCUGUUAAGGGGUUUUCGGAUGAUGAUUCGGCUAUUCGUGAGGCCAAGUCUUUUAAUGCUAUUCGAACUGCUUUCGAAAACCUCGAAGACAAGCUGGAGUUUCUCCAAGCAGAGGGGAUGGCACACACAUUCAAGCAGAGAAUCGCUCAAGCUGAAGCCAUGGCCCGUGCUGACAUGCUAAGAUUUUAGCCUGAGGCAUUGCUAUUAAACUUGUGUUUGUUUUAGGAUAGUUUAAGGUGCAUUCUACGAUAUGGACUACAGGAAACAGGUACAUUUACAUAUUUCACAGAAAUUCUACGAUAUGAACAAUUCUCAGAAAUUGAGUUUUAUGUGCUUUCAGUUAUAUUUCUGAGAAAUGUGUUAUAUCCACUUUUUCCAGACCAAUUCCGGUCUACCAAGCACUAUUGUUUUGAUUUGGGUUAUUCAGCUGUUCGAUACAACAUCUUCUAUCACCAGUGGGAUAUUAGGCUAGUACUGGUCCCUUAAAUAUUAAAUAUCAUAAGAUCAUAUACUUAUGUAGAAAUUGUUUAUUAAAAUCAGACUGUUUUUGUUGUUGUUGCUGACUUUAUAUGAUCCGAUGCAUUCUUGCUUUAAUACAAGCAGGAUAUAUCAAUUUUGACAUGAUUUUGUUAAGGAUGAUUUGUUAGUGUUGUAAUAACAGGGGUUUUAUUUAGCAAAAAAAGAGAAGAGGGUAGUUAUAGUUAUAGCUAAAGUUGGUUAAAAAGAGUGAAGGAUGGCUGGAGAGGGAAAGCUGGUUUGUGUAACAGGGGAAUCUCGAUAUAUAGCUUCAUGGCUUGUCAAGAUGUUGCUUCAACGUGAUUACACUGUCAAUGCAACUGAAUUAUCUCUCGGUUUGUUUCUCACUCUCUUUUUAUUUAUAUAUUUCUCUUCUUUUUGUGUUUCUUGCUAUGUUGAUUUACACUGCACGGGUCAAUUAUCUUGCUCAAUUUAGUCUUUUCUCUGAUGUUUAAGUUGAAAAUUAGAUACCCAUUUCUUUAUAUAUAGUCUCUUGGCUAGUUGUGAUUGCUAAUUUGAUUGAAAGUCAUAGCUUGAAGGGAGUAGGUUCAAGCUUGUGAACUUUAAGAUAUUGAUAGAGCUUUUGUUUUCUUCUCAACUUUAUUAUCACCUUUCAAAAACAUUGGCUGAACAAGCAGCUUUGAAGUUUGCAGAAGAGCACAAAUUGUCUUGGUGACACAGCGUCCAGGUUUCUUCUUCAUCCUCUCUAACAGCCUAUUUUAAAUGUCACUUCGGUUUGAAAAGGGUUAAUAUGAUACCUUAUACUAUACUACCAGGGUCCUGGUAUGGCCAGGGAUGACUUUGCCAGCCAACAGCUGGUCUUUGAAAUGUUGAUCCAAUGCUUAAAAGACUGAUGGCCCGCUAAAUUAUCUCUGUCAAUACCCAUAUUACUAAAGCUCUGAUUCGAUCCGAUGUAUGAUCCGAUGCCUUCUUGCUUUAAUACAAGCAGGACACAGAAGGAAACUGCAUUCGAUUGCAUAUUCAGAAUUCUCAGAAUCACUACGAGGAUGGGAGAUUGCCUUCUUGAAAAAACUGCAUUAAAUGACGACGAGGAAAGUGGUAAAGUGUUGCUGAUGCUGGGGAAGUUCAGUUUAUCAUCCAGAAUCUUUUUGAUCGCUAUGUGGGUUACGUCUUGGAUUCCUUAAAUAAUUAUAUUUAUUAAUUAGCUAUUAAUAUUUUGUUCAGCGCUCCCAUAUCUUCCAGACGAUCACCAUCCCGUCAGAGUCCCUUCUUAAUGAAUUGUGUACUGUUGAGGAUAGUUCAUGUAAAAUAGUUAAAUUCACAGGUACAUGGGAAAUUAGUAUAAUAUGUUCUCUGUACCUAUUUAUUUAUCGUUCGCGUUGAUUGGUAUUUUUCUUAUUCAUUUCUAAGCCAUGAUUAACAUGAAGUAUAUGUCUUUUACAGGCCGCCAAAGAGUUUGGAGUUUGGAUUUUUGCCGAUGGCUGACUAGAUUAUUGACUAGAUUAUUUUAGUUUGGAGUUUUUGGAUAACUUUAGAUUUUGGUAGUUUGGGCUUUUUUGGUAUAUUGGUUGUAUAUGAUUGAAUGUUGGAUAUUGGUAUUGCGGUUUCUAUGAAUGAAUAUGAAUA